AACUUUUGAAUUCGUAAAAUAUUGUGUAGCCACCUGUGCGCCUGCGGUUUUGAGAGGUAGCGGGAGAGAGAAGCACCAUACUGAUUCUUCUUCUUCUUCUUCUUCAGCAAUAGCAUUACCAUGGUCAUCGCUGAUUCUGACUACGAAGGUCCUGCAAUCGAAGCCCUCGGUUCUCUCUUCAAGAUCACCCAAGUCUUUCUCUGGGAUGAUGGCCUUCAACUUCCAUUAUCAACUCAACAAUCCAAAUUCACCCAAGAACCUCAUGACGAUGACGCCGCAGACCCUCUUCCUGAUUGGAGUGACCUUAUUCUACCCGAGGAUUUGGAACUUAACAAGGAGAUGAAUGAAUUGGGGCUCCCUCUUUCCUUUCAGACAACCAAGCAGUCUAUCAUGUCACAGAAAUGUGGAACAGUAAAAGGCAAAAGAAAGGGUGCACGUUCAAAGCAACAACAUCCUUCUCAUGAUCCUGUAGCUGAAACUCUAUAUGAAGCGAAUGUGGAGGAAGUUGCAUCUCUUGCUGAAUUUCAUGAUAAAACAAACAGUUCUAUAUCUUGUAUAUCAAUACUAGGCCAAAGUGAAUCAUCUUACUGUGAUGGUGCAGUGGAAGUUGAUAUGACCCAUUGUGCCUCUGGUGAAGGAGAAUUAGAAUCGCUUCCCACAUGUUCAGAAGGGAGUGGAUGUGACAGAAUUGAUGGGUCAAAUUAUUGCAGUGAACAUGGAGAGUGGAUGGUGCUCUGGGAUACUUUCUAUAAGAGAAGAUACUUUUAUAAUGUCACAACGGACUCUUCUACAUGGGACCCACCUCCAGGGAUGGAACAUCUAGCAAUUGGUGGGUCUACUGAAUCAGAUGAUAAUGAAGCUCUAAAAUCAGCAGAGGACCAUGGAACACAAAAUAACAAUGAACCACCUGACGAAACCUGGAUUGAAGAGAACGCAUCAGGAAAGCCACAUGAAGGUUAUUCAGCUCAGACUGGAGUUGCUGCUGGCAAUUUUGUCUUUGAAAUGGCUACAAAUAAUGAAGACCAAUCCAUUGAUCAUUCAGAUGAGAAUUUCGAGAGUAGUUGCAAUGAUGGAGUUUCAUGUUGCUCAGUUUUAAAUGCCCUGGAUCAUAUCAUUAGCUCUAAUGGAAGAUACAUUCAAGAAGAACCAGAGGUUGAUCAUACACCCAUGGAAAACAUGGUAAUUGAUAUUUCUGAAUUGGAUACCGAAUCUGAUCCUUCUACGUCAAGAAAGGAAAAGAAAACGAAAAAGAUAAGAAGACAAAAGCAGAGGAAGUUGUAUAAUGAAACUGAAGAUCUUCACUUUCAAAACAUACCUGAAGCUUAUUCUGCUACGAUUGGCAAAUAUUGGUGUCAGAGGUAUAUUUUGUUCUCUAGAUUUGAUGAUGGUGUAAAAAUGGAUGAGGAAGGAUGGUUUUCUGUCACUCCUGAGGCAGUUGCUCGGUAUCAAUCAAUACGCUGUGCUAGUAGCACUAUAAUUGACUGUUUCGCUGGCGUUGGUGGGAAUGCUAUCCAAUUCACGCAACGGUGUGGGCAUGUAAUUGCAAUUGAUAUUGAUCCAUUGAAGAUUGAUUAUGCGAGACAUAAUGCUUCUAUUUAUGGGGUGGAUGAUCAAAUUGAAUUCAUAAUUGGUGAUUUUUUCCUCUUGGCGCCAAAGUUAAAGGCUGAUACUGUUUUCUUAUCUCCACCUUGGGGGGGACCUGAUUAUGCUAAGGUUGCGACUUAUGAUAUGAAGACAAUGCUUAGACCACAUGAUGGAUAUACUCUCUUCCAUGUUGCAAAGGAGAUUGCUCCCAGAGUUGUUAUGUUCCUUCCAAAAAAUAUAAAUUUUAAUCAACUGGCAGAAUUAUGUCUAUCUGCCUGUCCGCCAUGGUCACUAGAGGUGGAGAAAGUGCAUUUAAAUGGAAAAUUGAAGGCGAUCACGGCAUAUUUCAGUGAUACAGCUGUUGGAGGGUGCUGAGUUAAACCGAUUCAGAAACGUAGCUGAGGUGGUUUUGAAGUUAUGCUCCUGUUAUUUUAAACUUGUUUUCCACAGCAUUUCUAACUUAUUAUCCAGAAUAUCACACUACUAUCCUAUUUUAACUUUGUGACACUAGAUGUACAGAGAGAAUGGUCUGGGGGAUUCUAUGAAUUCUGGUUCACAUGGAGAUUAAAAAGCUGGGUUGGUGGCGACAAAAAAUAUUUAUUUUUUGGUAUGUUUGGAUGUCUAAUGUUGGGUGGAAAAAUGAAGAGACUGUCAUUAAUGUGACCUCCAACAAUUGUAAAGUAAAUUCAAUGUGUAUAUAUUUCUUCUGCCUUUCUACCGAAUAGUUGUACUAUGACAUCAACCGUUAGAUUAGAAGUUACUUCCGCAUAGAUCAUAUUUAACACUCUAGAUUUUAUUUUUUUGUUAAUCUAAAGUCUUAUAUCUGA
Lotus japonicus is the source of this 2411-nucleotide messenger RNA. RefSeq lists its product as uncharacterized. The coding region runs from base 121 to 1959 and encodes 612 amino acids. Gene Ontology annotation, biological process: 7-methylguanosine cap hypermethylation; 7-methylguanosine RNA capping. The transcript has 11 exons. Gene Ontology annotation, molecular function: RNA cap trimethylguanosine synthase activity; protein binding. Gene Ontology annotation, cellular component: nucleus. Lineage: Eukaryota; Viridiplantae; Streptophyta; Magnoliopsida; Fabales; Fabaceae. The record is from RefSeq and is a predicted model, not a curated record.